This is a messenger RNA of Puntigrus tetrazona (Sumatra barb), 1600 nucleotides long. It is a transcript of the gene yipf2, whose product is annotated as Yip1 domain family, member 2. The coding region runs from base 189 to 1112 and encodes 307 amino acids. The record is from RefSeq and is a predicted model, not a curated record. Gene Ontology annotation, molecular function: small GTPase binding. The transcript has 9 exons. Gene Ontology annotation, cellular component: membrane; Golgi apparatus. Gene Ontology annotation, biological process: vesicle-mediated transport. Lineage: Eukaryota; Metazoa; Chordata; Actinopteri; Cypriniformes; Cyprinidae.
CGGUUAGUCAAAAGAUACUAUUAAAUACCAGCCGGCCUGACGGAAGCAAUUAUUUUUGUAGCCUACCUGCUAGCUCGAAACGAGUUUGAUUGUUGAAGGAGUCAGGAUUGACGCAGGAUUAUCGUAUUGUAGCAGCUGCCAGAUAGUAUUCUUAUGAGAGCUCUCUGAGUAUUCUGUGAUCUCCAGUCAUGGCUAGUCCAGAUGAUUUAAAGUUUCAGGAGUUUGAGGAAGCCGCAGAUCUCCUGUCUUCAAAUCCUGGAGCCUCAACCCUCAGCAUCUCCAGCCCCGGCGCCGCAGCCUCCCCCGGAGAUGUCAGAGUGGAUCUGUCAGACGAUGAAGACAAUCAGCAAGAGAGUUCAGAGUUGCUUGGAGGUGAAAAACAAACUGGUGGUUUUUGGACGUUUGAGUACUAUCAGUCAUUCUUCAAUGUAGAUACAACGCAGGUGCUGGAUAGGAUAAAGGGCUCAGUCAUGCCUUUGCCAGGACGGAAUUUCGUCAAACACCACAUUCGAAACAACCCUGAUCUCUAUGGUCCUUUCUGGAUCUGUGUGACUCUAGUGUUCUCAGUGGCCAUCAGCGGAGACCUCUACACAUUUCUGAUUAAUAAGGGAGACCCAGAGUUUCACUACAGACCGCAGUUCAACAAAGUCUCGAUUGCAGCCGUCACCGUGUUCCUCUACGCUUGGCUGGUGCCUCUAGGACUCUGGGGCUUCCUAACGUGGCGUCAAAGCGUUGAGAGACAAAUCAGCGGUUACACGUUCUUAGAGACCGUGUGUGUCUAUGGUUAUUCUCUGUUCAUUUAUAUCCCUACCUCGAUAUUAUGGACCAUUCCCGUCUACUGGAUCGAGUGGCUAUUGAUUGUCAUCGCCAUGGUGAUCUCGGGCUCAGUGUUGGUCAUGACAUUCUGGCCGGCCGUUCGCGAUGACACGAGACUAACAGCAUUCGCUACCAUGGCUGUAAUAGUGGCACUUCAUGCCCUUCUGGCUGUUGGCUUUAAGCUCUACUUCUUCAAAACGCCAACACACACAGGAUCAUCGCACCCGGGACAACACACCACCCCAGCCGCAAAUCACACGACGCUUGCUGUGGGCAAGCCCUCAGCGACCAACUGAACGGGAACCUACGAGUCUUUAUAUUCAAAGGACACGAAAGGCGUGUAGGAAUUAUGAUAAAUGAGCAAAGAAGGAGUUCAGAUUAGUGCGCCGAUGCUUCAUGCACACAAGCAUUCCCAGCAAACACGCUGAAAAAGUGUUUCCAGUUUGUAACUUAUCCAGCAGAUAACCUCCCUCAGAUCACAAGGACUUUAGUUUCUAAUGCUUUUCUUUAAUAUGAAAAGUGACCUGAUAUUUUUAGUGUUAUGGUCACUUUUUUUGUUUGUUUCUUUAAAUGAAAAUAGAGUAAUUUAUAAAGAGUGAUCUUGUAUUACUGUGAACUGAUUUGAGGUUUGCCUUAUAACCCCUGACUGCUUUCUUUCCUUUUAGGCUACUUUUUCUCAUUCUGUACGUUGAGAGGAAGUGCCUGUAUCAAGUAUUUAAUGUUGCUUUCCUGGACAGUUUUCUGCUCGACACUGUGGAUUAAAAUCAUUUUUGUCAGGGACAAA